GGAAGAACACAAAUCUAAUUCUAUAUACAGGGAGAAGAGAAGAAAUAGGGAUCUAGGGUUUUAGGAAGAGAAAGGGAAUGUCGGACGAAGAGGAGCGAUGGGUCCCAUUAAGGAACCGAGCGGAGUUCUCAGACGUGAUCCCGGUUGAGCAAGACGACGGCCCGAACCCGGUGGUUCCCAUAUCCUACAAGGAAGAGUUCCGAGAGACCAUGGACUACUUCCGUGCCCUCUACAAAGCCGACGAGCGUUCCCUUCGCGCCCUUCACCUCACCUCCAUCGCCAUCGAGUUCAACCCCGGCAACUACACCGUAUGGCACUUCAGGCGCCUAGUGCUUGAGGCGCUCGAUCGUGAUUUGCGGAGCGAACUUGCUCUUACCGAACAUAUUGCUGAGGGAAGCUCCAAGAAUUAUCAGCUGUGGCAUCAUAGGCGGUGGGUGGCUGAGAAAUUGGGGACUAGUGCUACGUCAGAGGAACUUAGAUUCACUAAGAAGAUACUUUCCAUUGAUGCUAAGCAUUAUCAUGCUUGGUCUCAUAGGCAGUGGGUUCUUCAAGCACUUGGCGGGUGGGAAGAGGAACUUGACUAUUGUAAUCAGCUUCUUGAAGAAGACAUUUUUAACAAUUCUGCUUGGAAUCAGAGAUAUUUUGUCAUUACAAGAUCUCCAUUCCUGGGAGGUCUGAAACCUAUGAGAGAGUCGGAAGUGUGUUAUACUAUCAAUGCCAUUGCUUCCCGCCCUGAGAAUGAAAGCUCAUGGAGGUAUCUUCGAGGGCUUUACAAGGAUGAUGAUUCCUCUUGGGUAAACAAUCCUCAAAUUUCUUCAGUAUGCUUGGAGAGUUUAAAAGCCAAAACCAACUGUGUGUUUGCUUUGAGCACACUUUUGGAUCUCAUCUCCCAUGGUUUCCAACCAAAUCAAGAGUUUACAGAUGCUGUGGAUGCUCUACGAACUUCAGAGUCCCAACCAAGAGAUAUUGAUGUAGCAAAAGCUGCUUGUGUUGUGCUGCAAAUUUUCGAUCCAUUACGAGCCAACUAUUGGAAGUGGUAUGAGAGCAGGCAUUUCCAAAAAGCUUAAGAGUUAGUGAGUGGAUCAUCUGACUUUUGCAUCAUAGAGAUGUGCUCAUGGACCUGGAGUUUUUCAUCAUUAUAUGUGAAGAAACUUCACCCCGUGUAAACAGUCACACAACUGACAUUUUAAUCUUGAAGAGUGGGAUUGCCAAACACGGUUGUAUGAAUACUAAAAUCUCAACUGUUUCUGUGCUACAAAUUAUGUUAUUUUUGAUAAAUUUUCGUAGAGUUGAUGUUUAUGUUUUGCUUGCUUAAGACAAUUUGAUGUCAUUGUAGAGGUGUUUUCAAGCUCCUGAGGUUGAAAAGGCAUGCUUUUUUAUGAAGAACACACUUCUUAUUUGUAUUGAAUGCCCCUCUAAGA
Molecule: messenger RNA, 1421 nt
Organism: Argentina anserina (silverweed cinquefoil)
Lineage: Eukaryota; Viridiplantae; Streptophyta; Magnoliopsida; Rosales; Rosaceae
Product: protein farnesyltransferase/geranylgeranyltransferase type-1 subunit alpha
Exons: 5
Coding region: 78-1067 (329 amino acids)
Biological process (GO): protein farnesylation; protein geranylgeranylation
Cellular component (GO): CAAX-protein geranylgeranyltransferase complex; protein farnesyltransferase complex; cytoplasm
Molecular function (GO): CAAX-protein geranylgeranyltransferase activity; protein farnesyltransferase activity
Source: RefSeq, a predicted model, not a curated record